This is a messenger RNA of Clunio marinus, 2667 nucleotides long. The record is from the annotation of a GenBank genome assembly. NCBI's taxonomy places the organism in Eukaryota, Metazoa, Arthropoda, Insecta, Diptera, Chironomidae.
AUGAGAGAUUUGUUUUUAAAACAACACGUUGUUUACACUUUAUUAAAAGUUCUUGAUAAUUUCAAAUUAAAAUGGUCAGAAACCUGAAAACACGUCGUCAAAAAAAGUACAAUUACGAUAAGAAUCGUAAAAACUUAAAAAAGAAAUUGAAAAGUACUGGAAAAAUCAAAUGUCCUGAAAUAAAAAAUGCUAUGGAUAAAAGAAGAACAUUAACAACUAACAUUGAUGAUAUGGGAUUGGCUUUUGAUGUGAAUAAAUCAUUGGGAUUGCCAAACAGCAAAAGGGACAGAAUUAAAUUUGUGAAGAAACUUCAAAAUGGUUUUGUUGAAGAAGAUCAGACUGACUCUGAAAAUGAAAAUGAAUCUAAGACAGAAUUAGCUCCGAAACAUGAAGUUGUUGAAAAACUCGAAAGAGAUGCAAAAGAGCUAAGAGAAAGUAAAUUUCGACUUCCUAAAGGACAAGUUAAGUUCAUAAGUUAUUUAAUCGACAAAUACGGUUUGAACUACAAGAAAAUGGUCAAAGAUCACAAAAAUUAUGAUCAAGAGACUUGGAGACAACUUCGAGCUAAGUGUCGCAAAUUCAUGUCAAUACCGGAACAGUUUUCAAAAUAUUUAGAAGAAAGAAAUCUUGUUGAUUGUGAAAUCAAUCCACUCGAUCCACAAUGGCAAGAAACAAACACAGAUAUUGAAGAUGAAUAAACAAUUAUCUAAAAUUAUAUUAUUUAUUUUAAAAUCCUUUAACACGUUGUGAUAAUUUUUUCGUUUUUGGAACAUUUUUUUCUUGAUUAAAUUCUUCUUUGAUUUCUUCAUUUAAAUCUUCUUGAAAAGUUUCAAUUAACUCGGAAGUGUCCAUUGUUUCACCUUCUAGAUGAACAUCAUCAUCCAACCAGCGUCUUACUUUAUCUAUUGCCUUUUCUUCAUGUAUUAUGUUUGUUGACAAAGCUUCUGAGAAAGGAUUUUGCUGAACGUUUACUUCAUCCAAGUCCCAUUCGUUAAGAAGAAUUUGCGACAAAAUGUCUUUAAAUUCUUUUGCUUCUUCCAAGUCAAUCCGCCAACUUUCAUUCCUUCUCAUUUGAAAGUUAUUCUCGUAAUCAAUUUCCAGAUCUUCAUUGUUCAAAAUAUUUUUCAUCUCAUCAACACGAUAAACAUCAGUAAACAUUAAUUCAGGAUUAUCAAAACGUUCAUCUAAUGUCAAUUCUUUAUUGGGAUCUUUUUGCAUACUCAAAGCUUUAUCCCAAUGUUCAAAAUUCUUCACCAAUCGCGUCUCGUUUGAAAAUUCAUCUUCCUCAGUCAUUAAGAAACUUUUGAAAACAUCACCGAGAGAAUUUUGUUGGAAAAGUACAAUAAAUGAGUCAUUUUUUCCCGCUGUCAUUGCAAUUCCUGUUGUACAAAGUUCAGUUCGAUGUUUGAUUGGAUCUGACAACAAUAAUUUUCCUUUUUCUCUUAAUUUAUUGUAAGAUUGUUUGAUAUUUUUUGGUUUCACAGGCAGUCGAUUUAUCGACCAUUUUUUUGCUUUGCCCAUGUUUUCGCAAUUGAAAACUUUUAAGUCGCCUUGAAGGUUACUAGAGAGACAAAGAACUUCAGCAUCAUCGAACUUUAUUGACUUCAUCAUUGUUGGUUGUGAUACGAGCUGAUGACUCCAGUAAAAUAAAACAUUCUUCGGUUUUCUGAGAUCAAUUCCAUAAAGCAAAUGUGAGCUGGCAACGAAGAGAACGUUGCUUUGAAGUGAUGUUUUAUGAUAACAAAGCUCUUCGCAAUUCAUAUAAAAAUUUGUUUUAUCGAAAAACGGAUAAAUUUGUUCAUCACGUGAAUCAACGAGGUUCAAUGAAUUAAUGUUUAAAUAACUGAGAAUAUUCUCGUCAAUAGUAUGAAGUGACAAUGGAAAAUAAUUCUCUGUGCUGUUAUUAUUUGGUAGCUUAAGAUGAAAGUUAACUGUUUGCCUUGAAAUAUCAUAUUGAAGUAAAGAAUUAUCAACAUCAGCAGCUGAAAAACAAUUUCCUUGCAAAGUUGCAGCGCUGAUUUCAUUAAUCCAUUCAAAUCUUUUAUUUAUUUCAAGAUUUUCUUGAUCUUUUGAUAUCAAGCUUUUGGUGAUGAAGUUGGCAGAUUUUUUAUGGCGAAUUGCAAGAAAUUGAGAAUCUGCUGAAAUAAUCUCGUAAGGAUAAUCAUCACUGUCAAAGUCAUUCUUUGUGUACAUAAAAUGUGAUUUUGGUGACAAUAAUCGUACACCGAAGUUACUACACAUUGAAGGCUGUGCGAGAUAAUUUUUGUCAUGUACAGUUAGGUCAAUUAAAUUUCCUCCUGCAAAAUGCCAGUCGUAUUCAGUUCCAACAUUAGGAGCAGGGUCGGAUUCCAUUUGCUCUAUGUAUUUGAUCAUUCCUUCACUAAUUUCACCAGAUAAACAUUUUUCAUCUUUAAUACGAUGGUGGAAUAUUCGCUUUUCCUCAGCAAAAUCUUUUUUCUUCCACACUAAAUUCAUUGCUGGAUCUUUCAAUUUUCUCUCAUAAUUAAUCGUAAAUAUCGGAACUGGAUAUGACGAUCCUUUAAUCAACUCUCUUGGUUUACAUGGUUUCUUUGUCUUCGAAUGAAUCAUUAAAUCAUGAUGUGGUACCAAUCUGAAUAUAACAGAGUUGGGAUGUAAAUUGUCAUAAUAUUUAUUUUGAUGGUUCCU